GAACGAUGGUCGAGGCUUUUGCCUGGCUCUGAGCAAUAUGGUUUGGUAGUAGCUGUUGUCGACAAUGGCUUCUAGUAGAACCAUGCGACCACUCUCUUGCGAUGCGACUCAGACCACCUCUCGUCAAGAUGGACGUUGACUCCUGUCAUAGUCCCACUCCAUGCUCGCAUUCGACUCAGACUGACAUCUGAGUCGAGCGUCAGAUCCCAAAUGUUUGGAGCCUCCUUCCUAGCUGCAUUGCUCAAUUGACCAUGCUUCGAACACUGACCUUCAUCUCGUUCUCGCUGCUACCACCUGCAGUGUGUGCAAGCGGCCUCGCAGCCAUCUUCUCCAAGGCACGCUUCCUCGAGCUGUUUCCCCAGGCGCUGCCCGUGUACCAGUACGAGAACCUCGUGCUCAUGGCGGCCACGUACCCGAAGUUUGCCAACACUGGCAAUGACGCCGUUGACAAGCGGGAGGUCGCGGCCUUUCUCGGGCAAGUCGCUUUGGAGACGGGGUAUCUGCAGUACGCGGAAGAGAUCGCCAAGAACGACUACUGCCAAGCGUCAACCGCGUAUCCGUGCUACCCAGGAAAGCAGUAUUACGGUCGCGGUGCCAUCCAGCUCUCGUGGAACUACAACUACAAGGACUUUGGCGCUGCAGUGGGACUCGAUCUGUUGGCCCAGCCAGAGCUCGUGGCCUCCGACAAGAACCUCGUGUGGCGCAGCGCGCUCUGGUACUGGAACACGGACAAGUGGAACGGCAACAUUCACAACGUGGUCGGGCAGCCGGGCGGCUUUGCCUACACGACGUACAUCAUCAACGGCGGCCUCGAGUGCGGACUCAACCCGCCCAACAAGGACUCGGAGAAAGCGCGCAUCGCCAACUACAUCAAGUUUUGUUCGGUGCUUGGAGUCUCGCCGGGCGACAACCUCUCGUGCCAAACCAGCGCGUACCCACCAAAGACACCGUGGCCAACGCCGGGGCCAACGCCCACGCCAACACAGGGACCCUCGACAGUUCCAACUUUAGCUCCGACGACGCCAUCACCGACAUCAACUGCUGCGCCGACGCCGGCACCGACGUCAACGACAGCACCGGCGCCGACGACGCCGGCGCCACCUGCCACGACGCGCCCGCCGUCGACCACGUGCACAACACCCACCGGCGUCUGCACCAACUGCAUCUACAACGAUGGCGCGAUUGCAGCCUGCUUUGCGGGGUGGACGCAGUCGAUCUGUGCGAGUGCGGGCGCCAACUAUCAUUGGUGCGGCCUUGCUUGAUUGCGAAGUGCAGUUGUUUCUCGACUUACUUAGGUUAAGAAAUAUAUAUUGUA
Molecule: messenger RNA, 1315 nt
Organism: Saprolegnia diclina VS20
Lineage: Eukaryota; Oomycota; Saprolegniomycetes; Saprolegniales; Saprolegniaceae
Exons: 2
Coding region: 252-1262 (336 amino acids)
Biological process (GO): chitin catabolic process; cell wall macromolecule catabolic process
Molecular function (GO): chitinase activity
Source: RefSeq, a predicted model, not a curated record